AUUCCGGGUAUGUAACCCUUUAUGGUUUGUUUUUUAGAAUAUUUUAUGUUGUUCCUACAUGAGGCUAGGAGGCCAUUUUCGCUUGUUCCAAGCAUUGUUGUAACCUAUUUUUCACUUUUACGGGUACAUCCCUGCACCAUAAUCUUUUACCAUACACAUACAAGCAUCGAUGCAAUAAAGAGUGAUCCGCCCUUAUUGUUUUGGUUUGUUGGUUUGGUAAACACUCUGCACAGAGGCAGAACAGUAAAAGAUUAUGACCAGGGACAACCUGUAGAACGAUGGCAACAGGGGAAGGGGAGAAACAACAGGUCAAAGACGAACAGGAUGAUAAACAAUCCAGGAUUCGGACUCUUACAGAGAAGGGUCAGGCAUCCUUUGACCAAACGUUCCUUGAUCUACAAGAAAAGUGCACUAGCGCGUGGAGGGAAGUAGAGGACCUCAUCGCAAAUUGUGAUGGUGACAAUACAGACAGGAAAUACCUAAGGACAACAGAAGAUCACAUAAAUGCAAAAUUCAAACAGUACCUUAAAGAAAGUCAAGCCCUAGCAAACUUCCUUGGAAGAGCUCGCACAGAACAAGCUCUACAGAAACUGGAGCAGCAUGAGUCUCAGUAUAGUACAUAUUCCGAUAUAGUGUUCACAUUUCGAGAUGUCCUACAUAAUAAACUAUUAGAGGCAGCCGAACGACUCUCGGAAAAGUUCGAAGUGAAAUCCAGGACUUCAUCACAAGCCUCAAAGACAAUAUCAGAGAUAUUCAAAAAAUGAGUGAAAGCGGAGACCCAGCAAACAAGACUUAAAUUCUUGGAAGAGCAGGCGGCUCUAGAAAA
Messenger RNA from Saccostrea cuccullata (small rock oyster), 826 nucleotides. RefSeq lists its product as uncharacterized. The coding region runs from base 279 to 764 and encodes 161 amino acids. Lineage: Eukaryota; Metazoa; Mollusca; Bivalvia; Ostreida; Ostreidae. The record is from RefSeq and is a predicted model, not a curated record. The transcript is spliced from 2 exons.